AUGCGUCUGUCCUGCCUUUAUCUAGUAGUCGCUACUGUGACCACUAUCAUCGCAAGCGCUAAUGCUGCAGCCGAAGCCUCCGAGCCCAUGCCCAAUAUCGCGAAGUAUGCAUCACCAGAAGUUUCAGUUCACCUUGGUGCUGAGCGCGAGAAGAGGCUUUUGCGCUUCGACAGCAACGAUUAUCGCGACGACGACGAUGAAGAGGAAAGGGCGAAUGCUGCCAACCUCUUCAACGUCGACAAGCUAACGGUGUAUGUAAACAAAGCCCAGAAGCGAACUGCUAACAAUGUGAGUGGAAGCCUCUUGAAUUAUUUUAAGAGAUUGGAAGCAUACGGCUACAGCCCUGUCAAACUCGGUAACAGAAUUCCUGACGAGGAGUACGACAAUCUCCGUAUGCUGUACCGCAGCUGGUACUACCACAACAAGUAA
Molecule: messenger RNA, 429 nt
Organism: Phytophthora infestans T30-4
Lineage: Eukaryota; Oomycota; Peronosporomycetes; Peronosporales; Peronosporaceae
Product: PexRD8 family secreted RxLR effector peptide, putative
Exons: 1
Coding region: 1-429 (142 amino acids)
Source: RefSeq, a predicted model, not a curated record